AUGUCGCAGCUCAUUCCAAGUAUCACACCCCAUCGAACUUUUAAACAUCAUACACAAUGGAUAUGCGGUGUGGUAGCUUUCCCCGAUAGACGACGGAUGGUCACAUGCUCGUAUGACAAAACAGUUUGUCUGUGGGACGUCAAGUCAGGUGUAGUGUUGAAGAAGAUGGAGGGGCAUGGUAGGGAAGUGCGAGCAUUGGCGGUAUCACGAGAUGGGAAAAUCAUAGCAAGCGGCGAUAUUGGUGGAGAGUUGAAUGUCUGGCACGGAGAAACUGGGGAAUCACUCGCCCAAGCCAUCAAAGACCACUCCAAUUGGAUCCACUCGCUGGACUUUGCUCCCCAUGGAAAAGUGCUGGCCACUGGUUCAUGGGACGGAACAACAAAGCUGUGGAACACGACAACAUGGCAGAUAGAAGGGAAUCCAGUGCAGUGUAGUGGUUCCGUCUACGGCGUUCAGUAUUCGCCGUCUGGCGAACUUCUUGCCAUCGCAACAUCUAGCAAUAUCGAAAUUUAUAAGUCAGGCACGAGGGAACGCGUCGCAAUCUUCAAGGGUCACAUAUCAACGAACCACACUCUCGCGUGGACGCUUGAUGGCACACGACUUCUCUCAGGGGGCGAUGAAAAGGAUCCCACUAUACGGGAGUGGGAUGCAUCCACUUGGACGCAGGUCGGUGGUCCCUGGAUGGGCCAUACUAGCUAUAUCUUCACCAUUGCCAUUCAUCCUGCGGGCAACCACGUCGCGACCGCAUCUCAAGAUAUCCGUCUUUGGCGGCUCUCAGAUCAACAAACCAUCGCCAUCUUCCAGCCCUGGCCGGGAUGUGUCACUUUCUCCAUCGACGGCAAGCAGAUCUUCAAUGGAGGUGACAAUAACAUGAUCUCAGAGUGGGAAACACCCAAGGGCAUCCUCUCCGUCAAUAAAACUGCCCGCGAUGCAUGCAUCGCAGGGGACAUGUCCACCGCUGAAGAAGUAUUCACACGAGAGAUCGACGCCGACGCAAACAACUACACAUCAUAUGCCAAUCGUUCAUUCAUUAUGGCGCGAAAACAUGCCUGGGAUCACGCGCUUGAUGACGCAAGCAAGUCCGUCGCCAUUCAGCCCUCCUUGACAGGUUAUAUCUCCCAAGGCAUCGCCCUAUGCGGAAAAGGUCUGGUCUGGGAUGCGAGGACAGCGUUUGACCUCGCGUUCAUGUUCACGGACGAAGAUUCAACAAUUACUCAUUUCCUUCUCUUGGCUAUCACUAUUUUCAACGCAGAUGAACAUCAAGAAGCAAUUCACCGUGUCCGGAAGUUGGCUGCCGCUUGUCCGAAUAACGACACUCUUGCUUGUCGUGUCGUAGAGGCAUAUCUAUGUGUUCAGCUUGGAAGUAAUGCCGCGAACCAUAACGAAGCCGUUGACUACUUCACUGCUGCUGUCAAUGCUAGCGCUUUUUCGUCUACAUUGCCUAUUCAUUCUAUAUAUGGGGACCUGGUAGUGCUCUUUGGAUGGGACCUAAAGUCCUUGUGGAAAAAUGCACGCCGGAAACAGUGCGAUGCACUCUGCCGGGCAGGUAGACAUGAAGAAGCUGUGAAAUCCUACCAACACAUGAUGGAUAUGAGUGACGAAAAUACAAAGGCUAGCUGCCUUGACUGGUCCAAUGCUUUCGCGCAAGAAUACAGUGCACCCUAUAUUGUCAACGGAGAUGCUGCCUUUGCUGCAAGCGAUUACGACAAGGCUAUUAAAUUAUACACUGUGGCAAUUGACCUUCAUUUUGCAAGAGACACCAUAUUUGCAAACCGCAGCAAGGCCAGGUUAGAAAAGAUGCUAUGGGGGGAUGCGCUUCUCGAUGCGCACCAGGUUAUCCAACUCAAUCCUUCAUCGCACGUUGGAUACGAGCUCAAGCAUGCAGCGCUUCAUGGCGCACAGCGCUACGAUGAAGCUAUCGAGGCCUUUGACAUGAUGCUAUUGAAACUGGACAGUGCUACUGACACGCAAAUACGAAACAUUCGCCAGAAGUAUAUUAGUCCUUCCGAUGCAGAAAAUGCCAUUCGAAAGGUCAUUGACGCUCAACUCGACACCACCCCGCUUCGUCUACUGAAUACCACUGCCGGACUCUUAUGUGAUCGAGGGGCGCAGAUUAGCACCUUCAAGAAGAGCACAGAGUACAAUGACCUUCUGUUGUUCACUAUGAAGAAUCCAGACCUCCAUCCUGAGCGCAUCGCGGAAACAGUGACAACGUACUUCCGUUGUGUCAUGUUGUCGCAUAGGUGGGAAGGCACGGAGCCGCUGCUGCACGAAAUCAAGGACAAGGUCGUGUACGAGUUGAACGCAGCUGGAGGUCUGGUAAAGUUGCAGUCAUUCUGCAACCUUGUUCGUAGCAAGACAGAGUAUCAUUGGGCAUGGGUUGAUUCAUGUUGCAUUGACCAGACGAACAAUGUCGAGCUCCAAACAUCACUCGACUCCAUGUUUGCCUGGUAUCGCCAUGCAAAGCUCACGCUUGUUUAUCUGUCGGAUGUUUCGCCUUCGCCCCAGCCUGGUGCACUAGCGAGGAGCGCUUGGAACACCCGAGGAUGGACUGUCCCAGAAUUCCUGGCUCCUAAAGUCAUUCAAUUCUACCAACAGGAUUGGACUCCAUACAUGGACGACUCCUCCCCCAACCACAAAGAGUCUUUCGAGAUCAUGCGCGAAUUGGAAGAUGCGACGGGCAUCGAAGCACAGACCCUCGUCGCCUUCCAACCGGGGAUGAGAGAUGCGCGAGAGAAACUCCGAUGGGUGUCUGCGCGCAUCACCACUAGGCCGGAAGAUAUUGCAUACUCAUUGUUUGGUAUUUUCGGUGUCCGACUUCCUAUCCAUUAUGGCGAGAAUAAGCAAAAUGCACUCGGGCGGCUCCUACAGGAGAUCGUGGCUCAGUCGGGCGAUAUUACUGCCCUCGACUGGGUCGGGCAACCAUCCGAGUUCAACAGUUGUCUACCAGCCGACAUCAUCUCAUACAAAACUCCACCAUGUAAUCUUCCAUCUUCAUCCGAAGAUGAAAUUCAGUUAUCGGUCUCCUCGCUGCAAGGUGUCGCUGUGGCUUUAGAGUCGGCUUUGAGACUUUAUCAGACGCUUGACUACCUGAACGCUCCACGUUUCGCGCAUUGCCGGUUGCAUCUUCCUUGUAUUGUAUUCCCUGUUACAGAAGUCAAGCGGCGGUCUGGUCGAGACCAGGAAGAAUAUACGUACGGAGUCAAGGCAGAUGGGCUUCACGACCUGCAGAUCACCACGAAACACAAGUUAAUUCAGUUCUCGCGGACAAAGCCCACUCGACAGACAUUCCUGCUUGUCCGUCCGUGGGAUCGAUGCCUCCUCGAGCAUUCUGAUUUCGCAGAGCAGCCUACCUUUCCGGAUGAUGCGGAGAGCGUGGGAGAUUGGUCCGAUCCCGAGUCUCCGUUGGACGACUCGCUCGGCAGUUCUCCUGUAGAACAGGAGUUGGUUGAUUCGGAAUCGCACUCGCGAGCCUUGCGAUUGAUGGUUCGCCUUGGGCAGCCGUUCGGGGCAUUUUUGCUAAUGCGGCAGCCUGGUGGAGAAUACAAGAGGAUCGCAUCAGAUCACAAUAUCAUCGCACAAGUCAAAGAAGUGACUUCUGUUCACAAUAUGACGGGCGUCAGAAUCCUGGAAAUAUUGUAACUGUACCUUUUUUUCAAGACCGGAGCAAUUUUUUCUCGCCUAGUACAAUUAUAUUUCACAACAGAUGUAUGUUGCAGACCAACCAUUCAUUUCAUCACGCACUCGUACUUCUCUAUCCUACAUCAUUUAUGCCUUCUCACCUUCCCCCCACCACCCCGCAUUCACUCGACACCUUCGCGCGUCUUAACCAAUCACGCCUCCCCUUCGUUAUGCCUACUACGAGCUGUAGUACACGAACCGAUGCCACAUUCAGUUAUAUACCGUGACUUGAACGCCGAUAGCCAUUUCCAUGACCUCCUGGAUGUCUCAAGUAGCGGCUACAAUUGUAUGAGGCGUCGUUUUUUAAAGUUUUACUGUUCUAAAUCCUGUCAAUAGAAUCCACACAAAGCAUCAAUUCAACAAUUCAUAUC
Messenger RNA from Suillus paluster, 4052 nucleotides. RefSeq lists its product as uncharacterized. The record is from RefSeq and is a predicted model, not a curated record. NCBI's taxonomy places the organism in Eukaryota, Fungi, Basidiomycota, Agaricomycetes, Boletales, Suillaceae. The transcript is spliced from 9 exons. Gene Ontology annotation, molecular function: protein binding. Bases 1 to 3642 code for a protein of 1213 amino acids.